AUGUAGACAUGGCUGAAAACUGUCUUUGGAGUUACCACCCUGGCUGCGCUUGCUUUAGUGGUGAUAUGCAUUGUCUUACGUCCCUCAAGAGUUUACAACCCUGAAGGAAGCACAAGGAGAGCCCUUACCCUGAAGGAUAUUUUAAACGGAACAUUCUCAUAUAAAACAUAUUUUCCCAACUGGAUUUCAGAACAAGAAUAUCUUCAUCAGUCUGAGGAUGAUAACAUAGUAUUUUAUAAUAUUGAAACAAGAGAAUCAUAUAUCAUUUUGAGUAAUAGCACCAUGAAAAGUGUGAAUGCUACAGAUUAUGGUUUGUCACCUGAUCGGCAAUUUGUGUAUCUAGAAAGUGAUUAUUCAAAGCUCUGGCGAUAUUCAUACACAGCGACAUACUACAUCUACGAUCUUCAGAAUGGGGAAUUUGUAAGAGGAUACGAGCUCCCUCGUCCAAUUCAGUAUCUAUGCUGGUCGCCUGUUGGGAGUAAAUUAGCAUAUGUAUAUCAAAACAAUAUUUAUUUGAAACAAAGACCAGGAGAUCCACCUUUUCAAAUAACUUAUACUGGAAGAGAAAAUAGAAUAUUUAAUGGAAUACCAGACUGGGUUUAUGAAGAGGAAAUGCUUGCCACAAAAUAUGCUCUUUGGUGGUCUCCAGAUGGAAAAUUUUUGGCAUAUGUAGAAUUUAAUGAUUCAGAUAUACCAAUUAUUGCCUAUUCUUAUUAUGGCGAUGGACAGUAUCCUAGAACUAUAAAUAUUCCAUAUCCAAAGGCUGGGGCUAAGAAUCCGGUUGUUCGUGUUUUUAUUGUUGACACUACCUACCCUCACCACGUGGGCCCAAUGGAAGUACCAGUUCCAGAAAUGAUAGCCUCGAGUGACUAUUAUUUCAGCUGGCUCACAUGGGUGUCCAGUGAACGAAUAUGUUUGCAGUGGCUAAAAAGAGUGCAGAAUGUCUCAGUCCUGUCUAUAUGCGAUUUCAGGGAAGACUGGCAUGCAUGGGAAUGUCCAAAGAACCAGGAGCAUGUAGAAGAAAGCAGAACAGGAUGGGCUGGUGGAUUCUUUGUUUCAACACCAGCUUUUAGCCAGGAUGCCACUUCAUACUACAAAAUAUUUAGCGACAAGGAUGGUUACAAACAUAUUCACUACAUCAAAGACACUGUGGAAAAUGCUAUUCAAAUUACAAGUGGCAAGUGGGAGGCCAUAUAUAUAUUCCGCGUAACACAGGAUUCACUGUUUUAUUCUAGCAAUGAAUUUGAAGGUUACCCUGGAAGAAGAAACAUCUACAGAAUUAGCAUUGGAAACUCUCCUCCGAGCAAGAAGUGUGUUACUUGCCAUCUAAGGAAAGAAAGGUGCCAAUAUUACACAGCAAGUUUCAGCUACAAAGCCAAGUACUAUGCACUCGUCUGCUAUGGCCCUGGCCUCCCCAUUUCCACCCUCCAUGAUGGCCGCACAGACCAAGAAAUACAAGUAUUAGAAGAAAACAAAGAACUGGAAAAUGCUCUGAGAAAUAUCCAGCUGCCUAAAGUGGAGAUUAAGAAGCUCAAAGACGGAGGAAUGACUUUCUGGUACAAGAUGAUUCUGCCUCCUCGGUUUGACAGAUCAAAGAAGUACCCUUUGCUAGUUCAAGUGUAUGGUGGUCCUUGCAGCCAGAGUGUUAAGUCUGUAUUUGCUGUUAAUUGGAUAACUUAUCUCGCAAGUAAGGAGGGGAUAGUCAUUGCCUUGGUAGAUGGUCGGGGCACUGCUUUCCAAGGUGACAAAUUCCUGCAUGCCGUGUAUCGAAAACUGGGUGUAUAUGAAGUUGAGGACCAGCUCACAGCUGUCAGAAAAUUCAUAGAAAUGGGUUUCAUUGAUGAAGAAAGAAUAGCCAUAUGGGGCUGGGUGAGUUGUUUUAUACAUUCUCUGCCUGUUACUCGGUUCGCAUCUAUCUACUCGGAGAGAUUCAUGGGCCUCCCAACAAAGGACGACAAUCUUGAACACUAUAAAAAUUCAACUGUGAUGGCAAGAGCAGAAUAUUUCAGAAAUGUAGACUAUCUUCUCAUCCACGGAACAGCAGAUGAUAAUGUGCACUUUCAGAACUCAGCACAGAUUGCUAAAGCUUUGGUUAAUGCACAAGUGGAUUUCCAGGCGAUGUGGUACUCUGACCAGAACCAUGGUAUAUCAUCUGGGCGCUCCCAGAAUCACUUAUAUACCCACAUGACGCACUUCCUCAAGCAAUGCUUUUCUUUAUCAGACUGAACCAAUGCAAGUACUAGCGUGUAGGACAGUCUGAAGGCUUCACAUUGACGACUUGGACCAUGAAUAUUGUAAAAACCGCUAAAACUUUAGGAGGGCUCAGAAGGUUAGGCUCGGUAUUGUUUACAUUUUCCUAUGCUCUGUGAAAGAAGAGAAAAGGGGAGCCACACAUCUUGCUUUGGACACAAUGUUUUAUUACCUGUUC
Molecule: messenger RNA, 2428 nt
Organism: Mus caroli (Ryukyu mouse)
Lineage: Eukaryota; Metazoa; Chordata; Mammalia; Rodentia; Muridae
Source: RefSeq, a predicted model, not a curated record